Messenger RNA from Phymastichus coffea, 2766 nucleotides. RefSeq names its product spermine oxidase-like. Gene Ontology annotation, molecular function: polyamine oxidase activity. The record is from RefSeq and is a predicted model, not a curated record. The coding region runs from base 308 to 1795 and encodes 495 amino acids. NCBI's taxonomy places the organism in Eukaryota, Metazoa, Arthropoda, Insecta, Hymenoptera, Eulophidae. The transcript has 4 exons.
GUCUGCUAGCUAUUAACAGAAAUUAUUCAUAUGUUUUUCGAAAUUCAAUUCUUUGGAAAUUAGUCAAUACAAAAUUACUUUUCACUUAUAAAUUUGUAUCAUAAAUAUUAUUUCAACUCAUAAAAAUUAUUCAUGAAUUCAAUUUCAUUGAGAUCCAUUAAAUUAUACAUUAUUCCAAUUGCUACGCCACAAUUUAUGCAUAUUGCAUUUUCUAUAAAUAAAUCACAUACCUUAUACUUACUCUAGGAAACUUCUAAACUAUCUGUGAUUUUUAUAAAGUGAUAAUUUUUUCUUUCAUAAUAUAACGAUGGAUAUAAAAAAAACAGACUUAUCGAUAGAGAAUACCGAAAUAGUAAUUGUGGGUGCUGGUAUUGCUGGUUUGGGAGCUGCUAUAACAUUAGAACAAUCAGACUUUAAAGAAUACAUUUUGCUUGAAGCUCAAUCUCAAGUUGGAGGUAGAAUUGCCUCUAUUCCUUGGAAAAAUGGUUGGUUAGAACUUGGAGCUCAAUUUCUCCAUGGAAGAGAAAGUACUUUAGCUCAAUUAGCAGAGAUUAAAGGUUUGCUUUCUUGUAUUGAUGGUGCUGAAGGUGAAGGGCUUUAUUUAAGGGUUGAUGGUAGUAAUGUUGAUCAAGCAUUAAUAUUGGAAGUAGAUGAUAUAGUUAAAAACAUAUUGGAAGACUGUGAAAAGUAUGCAUUGAACAAUGAAAUUGAAUACUCAGAUAUUGAAGAAAACAUAGGUAAAGUUUUGAAAAAUCGCUUUAAUAAAUAUCUAAGAAUUACUAAUGAUCCAGUAGAUAUCAGGCAAAUAAAAGAAGAACUUUUUGAUUGGAAUGUUAGAUUUCUUCUUAUUGAUAAUGCAUGCAUGCAACUAGAUGAACUAUCGGUUAAAAGCUGGGGUAAAUUCAAGUCCGUGAAUGGUCCAGAGUAUAAUAUUUUUAAUACUCAUUACGGUGCUAUAGUAGAAUCAAUCACAAGAGAAUUAUCACAAGAUAAUAUAAGACUAAAUUGUCCAGUAACAAAAAUUGAAUGGAAUGAUAAGAUAGAUGUAAAUAAUCCAAGACCAAUUACUAUCACACUUGAAAAUAAUAAAAAGAUCAAUACAAAAUGUGCCAUAAUUACAUCUUCACUAGGUUUUUUAAAAGAAAAUCAUGAUAAAUUGUUCAUUCCUAUGUUGCCAAAACAAUUUGUUACAGCCAUUCAAAGUUUAGGAUUUGGUUUGAUAAAUAAAGUCUUCCUUGAGUUUAGUGAGCCAUGGUGGGAACCAAAUACAAAAGGAUUUCAAUUUUUAUGGAAUGACAAUACUGAAAAGUGUAACAAUAAUCCAGCACGAAAGAAGCUUGCUGGUUGGGCCAAAGACUUAACUGGGUUUGAUGUAAUAAAAGAUCAAAAGUCCAUACUUUUGGGUUGGGUUGGAGGAAAAGGAGCUUGUGUUAUUGAAACAUUAAGUGAACAACAAAUCAUUAAAGACUGUGCAGAAAUUUUCAGAUUUUUUUUGAAAAAUGAAAACGUACCUGAAGCUAGCAAAUGCAUAAAAAGCACUUGGUUUAGUAAUCGUUACGUAAAAGGCGGUUAUAGUCACAUUAGCAAAAAAUGUGAUAUCGCCGGGAUUUCACCCGCCACUCUAGCUAAACCAAUUUGGGGAACUAUAAAUUCAUAUAAUAAUAUAAAGAAUUUUCCAAUAUUAAUGCUAGCGGGUGAAGCAACUCACGAUAACUACUAUUCCACAACACAUGGAGCUUAUGAUAGUGGUGUAAAACAGGCUCAAAUAUUUUUGAAACAUUACAGAACUGAAUAACGUGCAAUAUGAAUUUUACCAAAUGUAUUUAUUAAUUUAUUAUAUAUUUUAUUUCAAACAUUAGGUCAUUAGAAAUGAGACAUACACGAUAUGGUUUUAUCUUGUUAACUGUAGAAAGUUAUACCUCAAAUUAGUUAAUAAUAAAACUAUAGAUAUUUCAAUACAUUUAUUGAAAUACUUAUCAAUUUACAUAAUUUUGAAAAUUUUCAAUACACGUGAACUGUAAAUUUAGUUGAAAUCAAAGAAUGAUUAAAACCUCCCAUAUAAUACUAUAACGAACUAAAAUAUAUAUAUAGAGAUUCUUUAUAUAAAAAAUAUAUAGUAAUUUAUUUAAAAAUGCAGUAUCGUCUAUAAUCGAUAUUGAGUUAAACCGCUGUAUUCCUUGUACCACUAGUUAAUAUUUAAUCUUCAUCUAUCAGUAAAACUUCAUAAAUAAAUUUUUUAAAUUGGUGUAACGCUUGCUUAGUUAUGACUUACUCUAAUAUUUUGUUUUCGACGUAAACAUAAACUGAUUACAGCUUAAAAUUAUUGUAGAUUUCAUGAUUUUUUUAUGAUAAAACCGAUAGAUAAACUGCUUCGAAAUGGAUUGGUAUAUAAUCCAGAGUAUACUAUUUAUGAAUAUUCACUUUUUCAAGUACCAACUAUUUUUCGUUUAGGCAAACUAUUAAAGGGAAAGCGCGACAAAAUUGUCCCGUUUGCUACGUAUAUUUGAGUUAGUUAUAGCAUUUUACGAGGCGCCUAAUAAUAUUGUACAAUAAGAUUAUAUGAUUUCAUUAUUUGUGAUUUAAUCUCUAUAUUAGUCUUGUAAAAGCUGAUUAUUUAUUUAUUAUUUCUUUUAAAAAAAUUUAUAUAAGGCGAUUAUGCAUUGAAUGAUUGAAUAUAAUUGUACCAAUGACACCGUGAACUUAACCGAACUUUUGAGCUUUUAGAUUUUAAACCUUUUUAUUUAUUAAAGUAUAUGAAGUGUAAGU